Messenger RNA from Callorhinchus milii (elephant shark), 2285 nucleotides. It is a transcript of the gene acer1, whose product is annotated as alkaline ceramidase 1. Gene Ontology annotation, cellular component: membrane. Gene Ontology annotation, molecular function: hydrolase activity, acting on carbon-nitrogen (but not peptide) bonds, in linear amides. Gene Ontology annotation, biological process: ceramide metabolic process. The record is from RefSeq and is a predicted model, not a curated record. NCBI's taxonomy places the organism in Eukaryota, Metazoa, Chordata, Chondrichthyes, Chimaeriformes, Callorhinchidae. Bases 261 to 1064 code for a protein of 267 amino acids. The transcript is spliced from 6 exons.
GAAACGUGCGGAAACGCUUCAUGACUAAUCCUAACGUCGCAGGGCAAUAACGUAGCUCUAUUUGUUCUGUCGACCUGCGAGAUUGCCUUCCAAUGAUUCAUUAAUUUUGUUCCUCUCGCUCUCUCGCUCUCUCUCUCUCUCACUCACUCUCUCUAUCUCUCUGUAACCAAGCACAAGGUCUUCAAUUCACUGCAGAUCCAUUUCAGGGCUUAUAUUUUGGAGGAGAGCCUCCUGAUCUCACCUUGCAGUGAAAAGUCAGGAUGAGCGGCGAGAUGUUUGAGUAUCAGAGCUCGGAGGUCGACUGGUGCGAAGAGAAUUUUCAGUAUUCGGAGAAAGUUGCAGAGUUUUACAACACGAUCAGCAAUGUGAUUUUCUUUAUCACGGCUCCCAUAAUGAUGUACUUAUUGCAUCCGUAUGCGCAGAAGAAGAGCAGGGCUGUCCAUCUCAUUUGGAUCAUGGUGAUAUUUGUAGGAAUAUUCUCAACAUACUACCACAUGACUCUGAGUUACGUUGGUCAAUUGCUGGAUGAGCUGUCCAUUCUGUGGGUGUUGGCAACCGGGUACAUGCUCUGGUUUCCCAGGAGACACUUCCCAGGAUUUAUCAAAGACAGGAAACAUUUCUCGCUGAUUGUCUUUCCUGCCACGUUGCUGAGCACCAUUCUGUCGUUCAUCAAACCAACCGUCAACGCUUACGCGCUGAACAGUGUAUCGGUGCACGUUCUAUAUGUGCUGUCGCUGGAGAUGAAAAGUUGCACAGAUCGGAAGAUAAUUCACGUUGCCUUUGUGACGGUGGCUUGGUGGGCCGUGGCGAUCUCCUGUUGGCUAAGUGACCGCCUCUUUUGUUCGUUUUGGAAAUGGAUCAACUUUUGCUACCUCCACAGCUUCUGGCACGUACUGAUCAACGUGGCUGUCAUCCACGCUACAACACUGUUUGCCUAUUUUGAUGCGCUCUACGAAAUUCCAGACAUCAAAAUGGAAGUGAAGUAUUGGCCCGUAAACUCAGGCUUGCUGGGGAUACCGUACCUCGCUGUCCAGAGCAAAGACCAAAUGCGAAAAUCUUGCUGAUGAAUUAAAAUGAUGCUCAACUCUCUCUAUUACCCAAUGUCUCCUGAUGAGAUGUUCCUGAGAGAGUAAUACCAUCAGGUGGAAAGGUAACCUAUGUGUUCUAGUUAACCACAGUUUUGUUUCAGGUCAUGCGAAACGGCUCUGAUAUUUUGGGAUCACGUUAAAACGUGAGGUGCUGUCUAAGGAAUUUUGUUAGUCUCGAAGCUGUUUAGUGCAUUCUAAUGGGACGUGUUUCUACACUCUGCCCAGUGUAAGCCUGAACACAAGAGCACAGGGCUAAACUACAUACACCGCAAAUCAACUCGAGUGUAAAAUGCGGAACGUACUACUACAACAACAAUAAAUUACACUUGUGCAGUGCCUUUCAUGUCGGGAGAACAUCCCAAGGCGCUGGACAGUCAGGGAUUUGGAGCCUGUAAUGCAAUAAUAUCAUAUCACACACUGCAUUUUUCAUCCCAGUGCGACGUAUCUAUCAACUGUCGGGUGAUGUCAAAGUUGAGUUUGUUCUCAUUUUAACUGGAGAAUAAUUGGCCACCAGCAGUAGAGUGAGAAUGUAAAUCCGUGUAAUCUCUCUCCAAAAGCUAACUAACCAUAAAGGGAUCACUUGUGGAGUAUAUCUUGAUUGAUUUCUUAUCUUGAAGGUUUGCCCCGAGCUCAACCCCUUAAUCCAUUGCCCAUUAAUCCACCCUUUGUAAUGGGAGUGGAUUAAUCCUGAUACUCUCGUUCCUGCUUUGUUUACUCAUCCAGGAAGGCCAAACACGGGCCCGCCUUAAUCUGAUCGAUUCAAGGAAUAGUGCAGGUAACACAGGUGAUUUGUGAGAAAUUUAUGGUUAGUUACCUAUUAUCGGAUAAUCUUACACAAAUAUGAUCAUGUGCUUAACCAUUGGUUGGUGGAACAGGUACUCUGGAAUAUAAAAAAAGUACUGUUUAGAUCAGGAGUCCAACGAUCACAACUUAGUAACCACUUCACUGUUUGUUUGCCACUGAAUGAAUGUGAAACUGAUCUGUCCUCCAGCGCAGAACAAACCAUAAUAUGGUGUUAAUUUUAUCCAUAAAAGCCCCAUCAGAUUUGCCAUUUCAUAUGUACAAUGACUUAAGAUGAUUUGAAAGCUUCGCCCCUUUCAACAGAUUCUUCUACCAGAGGGAGGAGUUGACCACUAUCUAACCAGUCAACUCCUUUUCUUAAUUUAAAUACAGUAAACCUCACAUGAGUCGUAUCAG